CACACACAUGCUGAGGAAAACUGAGGGAGAAGGACAAACACACAGACACAGAGAGAGAGGAUGGUCUGUGGGGUGGCUUGCAACAGCCAGUCUGUCUAGAGCCUAGCCUUUUUACAUUUUAAUUCAAUUUGUGGACUCUGGAGCCAAAGGGAGAAGAGAAAGCCCUGUCCCUUCCCCCUUGCCUCAGCCACGGGAAGCACCUACACGGACUGAGCACAGGGCUAGGCCACAAGUCAUUAGUGCUCGGUGGGAAAGAACUGACAAAAGACUGGAGUAUGCGCUUAGAGUAGCUCCACUGGCUUCUGAGGCAUGGAAAGGAGGCUUUUUGGAUUUCUACCUCAUCUGUGCUCUCUAUUUUUGGAGCGGCUGAAUCAGAAACUGGUCUAGCCACUACCACAAAGGAUAUUGCUAAAGCCUAGCCCUCUGCAACAACAAACAAGGAAGAGAGGGCACUUCCUUGAGCUGAAGAUCAUUUUGAAGAGAGCCAGAGAGACUGGUUGAUUUAGUUAAACAGAGGGGGUAGAUGUAGCCACAGUUGAGACUUAAUAGUAGUUAUUUGUGUGCCUUGAUGAUAUUGGCACACAGUGAGCCGUGAAAAACAUCAAGUUGUUUUGCUAAUGGUGACCUGGAAGAGCUCUUUGUCAACCAGAAUGUUGUUGGUGCUCAGAGGAUUGCUGGAAAACCCGUCUCUUGCCUCGCUCUGUCUGUACCCUCACUCCCUCCGUGGCUGUAAGAGUGAUCUAGCAAAAACAAGACAUUGACAUUUUAUAUGAAUGUACUUCCAAAGGUUCUGUUUCUUGGCUGAAGUGUUAACCAUUCGACUUCUAUAAGACAACCGUCGGAGGACAUGGACCAAAGGAAAAAACACACAAAAAGAGUGAAUAAUUGAAAAAGGAGAAAGAAAAACAGGGGGCAUUGGAAGCCACAGGCAUGCAAAACAAAAGUUUCUAAAGUGAAAGGCUUAACUAUUUCCAGGUCAUAGUGAAAGGGGAGGAGACAAAACAGCUCUAUUGUUUUUUUUUUUUGGGGGGACAAACAUUCUACACCAUUUAUACUCUUCUAUACAUUAAAAGAGGGUGUGGGUAUUUUUCAAACAGACUAUUUUAUGUUCCGACACAAUUUGAGAACCAAAAAGCCAAACAAAUUAUUAAAUGAGAAGACAGAGAACCUUCAAAUAUUAAACUCUGAACAGCGGAGCACAAAAGAAAGUCAGAAAGUUUAGACAGCAGCAACCAAAAGCUUUGGCUGUCUCCCAUUCCUUCUGUGGUCUGCUAACCAAACAAUGGCCAUGGUGAGUGGGGGCUGGGGAGAUCCCAAUGGGGGCACUAAUGGGCUGGGGGAGAAGGGCUAUCUGAGGGGAGAGGAGGAGGACGGUUCGCCCCAGGCAGGGGGCAGCGACAUGGAGGCCGGGGACGAGGACAAGGCAUGUGUGGUGGACUGUGUGGUGUGUGGGGACAAGUCCAGUGGGAAGCACUACGGUGUGUUCACCUGCGAGGGCUGCAAGAGCUUCUUCAAGAGGAGCAUCCGCCGCAACCUCAACUAUACCUGCAGGUCGAAUCGAGAGUGCCAGAUUGACCAACAUCACCGUAACCAGUGCCAGUACUGUCGCCUGGAGAAGUGCUUUCGAGUAGGAAUGCGCAAAGAAGCAGUUCAGCGCGGACGUAUCCCCCCAUCACACUCCGGCCUCAGCCCCACGGGCACCCCAGUAGGUGGCGGUAGUGGCAUAGGAGGGGCCGAUUUCUACAACAACAAUGGUGGGCAGCCUGUGUCAGAGCUCAUCUCCCAGCUGCUGCGUGCCGAGCCCUACCCCAGCAGCCGCUACGGCCACCAGUACAACCAACAGGGCCAGGCCACCGGCGCGGGAGGGGCCGUCAUGGGCAUUGACAACAUCUGCGAGCUGGCAGCUAGGCUGCUCUUCAGCACCAUUGAGUGGGCCAGGAACAUCCCCUACUUCCCAGAGCUGCCUGUGUCAGAGCAGGUGGCUCUCCUCAGGUUGAGCUGGAGCGAGUUGUUCAUCCUGAACGCAGCCCAGUCCGCCCUGCCCCUCCACAUGGCCCCACUGCUGGCCGCGGCGGGCUUCCAUUCCUCGCCCAUGUCGGCCGAGCGGGUGGUGUCCUUCAUGGACCAGGUGAGGGUGUUCCAGAACCAGGUGGAAAAGCUGAGCCGGCUCCAGGUGGACUCUGCCGAGUACAGCUGCCUUAAGGCCAUCGCCCUCUUCUCGCCAGAUGCCUGUGGCCUGACAGACCCGGCCCACGUGGAGUCUCUGCAGGAGAAGGCCCAGGUGGCUCUGACAGAGUACGAGCGGAUGCAGUACCCCGGUCAGCCCCAGCGCUUCGGCCGCCUGCUCCUCCGCCUGCCCGCCCUCCGCGCGGUGCCCGCCAACCUCAUCUCCCAGCUCUUCUUCAUGCGUCUGGUGGGCAAGACGCCCAUCGAGACGCUCAUCCGUGACAUGCAGCUCUCCGGAAGCUCCAUCAGCUGGCCUUACGUCCCUGGACAGUAACCCCCAAAAGGAAGUCUCCGUCUGGGCAGUGACGACAAGGACCACAGGUUCCUCUGACUCAUCAGGAUCCAUCUGUGUGAUCCAAUGCUAGCGCCAGCUGGACAUCAUACAUGUUGUACUGCCUCCAUGAACUGAGCUCUCCAUACCAGCCUAGUGCCAGCUGGGUCUAUUGCCAGCACACUGGUGCCAACACACCUAUUGUGCACCAUUAUGGCAACCCAAGUCAGCCAUGCCAUCCGCAUGCCAUAGUGACUUACAUACACACAUUAAUGUCCCGCCAAUAGAGGUCACUGAAACCAUGCCUCAUUUUCCACAUCUCAUUGCCUUUGGUGCAAAGACUUUUGACAACUACAUCAGACCUUUGGUUGGGUUUCAAACCAAGACAGAGAUCACACUUGGUGAAAUUCUGGAGAAUUCUGGUAGAAAAGCUUCAUAUAUGCAAACACAAAAGUGGUAAGAGGAAAGGAGAAGGUGCUAGUGGCUGAAAUGGAACUGGGACAAGACAUGUCACCCAAAUCUUCAUCGUCCACAGAAAUUUAACUCAAAACUGAAUUGUCCUUAAAGCUAGAAUCCUUACUUGCUACAUCCAUUUUUGGACUUAUAAAUUAAUGAUAUAUAUACCCAUUUAUUCUGCAAGAAUAUAACUUAUAAAUGCCUCAUGAGCUUAGUUCAACACCAGAGCCCAAAAUAUGAGCUUGUUUGUAAAACAUGUAAAUGUAAACAAACACUGUAUAGCCUCAAAACAUCAUUAAAACUACAUUGUUAAAACAUACAUACAGU
Molecule: messenger RNA, 3280 nt
Organism: Coregonus clupeaformis (lake whitefish)
Lineage: Eukaryota; Metazoa; Chordata; Actinopteri; Salmoniformes; Salmonidae
Product: nuclear receptor subfamily 2 group F member 6-like
Exons: 5
Coding region: 1283-2500 (405 amino acids)
Biological process (GO): cell differentiation; anatomical structure development; negative regulation of transcription by RNA polymerase II
Molecular function (GO): zinc ion binding; nuclear receptor activity; RNA polymerase II cis-regulatory region sequence-specific DNA binding
Source: RefSeq, a predicted model, not a curated record